CACUCAGUUUUCAACUUAGUUUCGACUCUGCGCGUGCAACUCACGUCUCACGACACGAAACGUCACUCGUUAACACAUACGCACACUUCGAAGAGAGAUUCUCUGUAACUUCGAUCGAGAACACACCGGGAAGCGAAAAAACGCAGCGAAAUAAAAAUGGCGCCUCGCAAUAAGGAACAAGAAGCCGAAGUUCUCACUUGGAUCGAAACCGUUCUCGGGGAAAAAUUGCCGCCUGGUAACUACGAAGACAUUCUCAAGGACGGCGUGAUUCUUUGCCAGUUAAUAAACAAACUCGCGCCUGGUUCGGUCAAGAAGAUUCAGACGAAGGGCACGAAUUUCCAGCUGAUGGAAAAUGUCCAGAGAUUCCAAGCUGCCAUCAAAAACUACGGAGUACCUCAGGAAGAAAUCUUCCAAACUGCUGAUCUUUUCGAAAGACGCAAUAUUCCUCAAGUCACUCUUUGUCUCUAUGCCCUUGGAAGGAUCACCCAAAAGCAUCCUGAAUACAAUGGACCAGCUUUGGGACCCAAAAUGUCUGAAAAGAACGAGAGAACCUUCACCGAGGAUCAGCUCAGAGCUAGUGAAGGUCAGGUCAACUUGCAAAUGGGUUACAACAAGGGUGCCAGUCAAUCGGGACAUGGCGGAUUCGGAAACACUCGACACAUGUAAAAACGUGUAAAUUUGUAUAUUUAAAUUUGUAAAUAUAUCGAAAAAAAAUCUGACAUUCUUUCGAAAAUUCAAAAUCAAUCAACAUGUUUCGGAAACUAUUUUGUUUCACAAAAAUGCAAAAGAUAAUGAAAAACGUUCGUUAUUCUGACAACGAAUUAGUGAGAGAGUAUCAAGGCAGGACAUUUUGUACGAGAUUUUCUAACUUUCUCACACUCCGUUCACAAAAUGUCAAAUCCAACAUUGAGUUUCAAUAUACACAACUGUUACGAAAUAAAAAAAACAACCCUGCUAUUUUUUACAUCAGAAAUUCAUUAUAACUUACGAAUAAAUCGAAAGAUUUUAUCACAUAA
Molecule: messenger RNA, 1016 nt
Organism: Venturia canescens
Lineage: Eukaryota; Metazoa; Arthropoda; Insecta; Hymenoptera; Ichneumonidae
Product: myophilin
Exons: 4
Coding region: 157-666 (169 amino acids)
Biological process (GO): actin filament organization; actomyosin structure organization
Cellular component (GO): actin cytoskeleton
Molecular function (GO): actin filament binding
Source: RefSeq, a predicted model, not a curated record